Saccharomyces mikatae IFO 1815 is the source of this 1203-nucleotide messenger RNA. RefSeq lists its product as uncharacterized. The record is from RefSeq and is a predicted model, not a curated record. The coding region runs from base 1 to 1203 and encodes 400 amino acids. The transcript has a single exon. Lineage: Eukaryota; Fungi; Ascomycota; Saccharomycetes; Saccharomycetales; Saccharomycetaceae.
AUGACAGCUUCAUCGCACGAAGAUAACUUAGUGUUUGAAUGUUACAACGAUCCUGAACUAAAAAAGUGGACACACCUUGCUAAUGCAAAAGUUUGGAAAGGCAUUCUAACCGUGCAGCAGUACGUCGAUAGAGAAGAAUUGUUGGGAUCUUCAGAGAUAGCUCAGAAAAAUAAUGCAAAUGAGAUAAUGGAAAAAUAUCCAAAAAGUUAUCAAUGGCUUGGACAAAAAUACUUCAUUUUGAGGGACCGAUCUCUGCCGGACGAUGGAAAGUUCAGCCAAGUUGUCUCCAGUUGUGAAACACUAAACAGGAUUGGAUAUUGUAUUCAUCCAGGUUCUAACGAAAAAAUUGAACCCGCUUUCAUUGUAUGCAUUGGAGGCGUUUUUACCUUUGAAAACCAUCGCGGGAAAGGUUAUGCCAAGAGCAUGAUUUUAAGACUGAAUGAAUUUUAUGACCAAAUUCGUGAUGAAGCUAACAACGUGUUAGAAUUGAAAAACUUAGUCAUCAAUCUCUAUAGCGAAGUCGGGGAAUAUUAUUCUACACUAGGAUAUGAGAGUAUGCAUGUUCCUUUGCAUCGCCUCUCUAAGUUAGAUGAAUUAACUGAAAUGUAUUGUGGAGAAGGAGGUGACAGCGAUGGCCGGUAUUUAGGAUUUGAUGAUUACAGCGAUUUAGUUGAAUUACAUGAGGCACAGUUUAAAAAUAAUUUAUUAAGUUUACAUAAGAAGAAUCCAGAAAAAUUCAUCUUCACCGUUGCGCCAGACUUUGACAUUUUCAAGUGGUUCCAAUAUCGUGACCUUUUUAUUAUGCAGAAAUCAGAAAGAGAAAAGCGGCAAAAUCUGCACUUUGGAUACGCGUUGAGUGAUGACAGCCACAUCAUAUGGCAUCAUAAUUGGAACGGUGAUUCUCUGAUAAUUGUCAAAAUUCAUACCCCUGAAGAGACUCUUCAAAGAAAAGAAUUAAGACUUAAAAAGCUGCUAAAGAAGGCUAUAGAAGAAACAAAAGUUCAUGGAUUAAAAGAAUUAGAAUUUUGGGAUGAUGAAAUCCCUAUCAAACAGUUUCCAGAGCUGUUCCAGCUAUUGAAAAAGCUGGAAAAUGAAUCUAAAGUUUUCUCAGAAAACGGUUCUAUCAGUGCUGUCAGGCCACCAAAAGGGUAUGCGGCUGAACAGAUAAUUUGGGAUAAUAACACCAAAUUCUGUUGGUUUUAA